ACUCCAUUCCAGUCGGUCGGCAGAGGUUUCCCCGAGCCUCUCCUCCCGAACAGCUGUCUGCGGUGAUAACUUCACCUGCUCCACCAACACAAACAACCCCACCAUGAGCGGACAUCACGCACGCGGAAACUCGCAGGUGAACUGUGGAUCCAAAGGAAGCGACGUCCACAAACACAAAGACAAGCACAAAGAGCACAAGAAGGAAAAGGAGCGAGAGAAGCUGAAGCACAGCAACAGCGAACACAAGGACCACUCGGAGAAGAAGCACAGAGACAAAGAGAAGCUGAAGCACAGCAACGGUGGCUCGGACAAACACCGGGAGAAACACAAAGAGAGGAGAGAGGAGAAGAUCAAAUCGUCCCAAUUCGAGAAGCCGAAAAAGGAGAAAGAAAAUGGCUACGUGAGAGAAAGAAGCCCCGCCUCCGCCGUCAAGAGCGAGCCGGAGGACGACGACGGCGGCUUCUUCCCGUCGCCCCGACGCGACGAGGCCUGCAAGCGAGAGCGCGGCGAUGACGGGUUUGAGUACGAGCCCAAAAAGGUGAAGACGGAGCACGACAAAAAGGCCAAGAAGAGGAAACACGAGUACGAAGACGAGGACGAGGACGAAGAGGACAUCAAGCCCAAAAAGAAGACGAAUAACAAAAAGGCCACGGAGGGAAAGAAAGCCAAAAAAGAGGAGGAGGAGAAGUGGAAAUGGUGGGAGGAGGAACGCUCCACCGAUGGAUCCAAGUGGCGCUUCCUCGAGCACAAGGGUCCAGUGUUCGCAGCGCCGUACGAGGCCAUGCCGGACCGAGUCAAGUUUUACUAUGACGGAAAGCCGAUGAAGCUGAAGGCUCCUGCCGAGGAGGUAGCUACGUUUUUUGCCAAGAUGUUGGACCACGAGUACACCACCAAGGACAUCUUCAGGAAGAACUUCUUCAAGGACUGGAGGAAGGAAAUGACAUCAGAGGAGAAAUCGAAGCUCACCGACCUGAACAAGUGCGACUUCGGUGAGAUGAGCGAGUACUUCAAGGCCCAAUCGGAAGCUCGGAAACAGAUGUCGAAAGGGGAGAAACAGAAGAACAAGGAGGAGAACGAGAGGCUGCUCCAGGAGUACGGCUUCUGCGUCAUGGACAACCACAAGGAGAGGAUCGGCAACUUCCGCAUCGAGCCGCCGGGGCUGUUCCGGGGCCGAGGGGACCACCCGAAGAUGGGCAUGCUGAAGCGCCGCAUCCGCCCCGAGGACAUCAUCAUCAACUGCAGCAAGGACUCCAAGCAGCCCAAAGCUCCCCCGGGGACCAAGUGGAAGGAGCUUCGCCACGACAACAAGGUGACCUGGCUGGCUUCCUGGACGGAGAACAUCCAGGGAUCCAUCAAGUACAUCAUGUUGAACCCGAGCUCCAGGAUCAAGGGGGAGAAGGACUGGCAGAAAUAUGAGACUGCUCGUCGGUUGAAGAAGUGUGUGGAUCGCCUCCGUACCCAAUACAGAGAAGACUGGAAGUCAAAAGAGAUGAGGAUCCGGCAGAGAGCUGUGGCGCUGUACUUCAUAGACAAGCUCGCGCUGCGAGCGGGGAAUGAGAAGGAGGAAGGGGAGACGGCCGACACCGUCGGCUGCUGCUCGCUGCGGGUGGAGCACGUCAAGCUGUACCCCAAGAUGGACGACCAGGAGUACGUGGUGGAGUUCGACUUCUUGGGGAAGGACUCCAUCCGCUACUACAACAAGAUCCCCGUGGAGAAGAGGGUGUUUAAGAACCUGCAGCUGUUCCUGGAGAACAAGCAGCCUGAAGACGACCUCUUCGACAGGCUGAAUACUUCCAUCCUGAACAAGCACCUGCAGGAGCUGAUGGACGGCCUGACGGCCAAAGUCUUCCGCACCUACAACGCCUCCAUCACACUGCAGCAGCAGCUCAAGGAGCUCGCCUGCCCUGACGACAGCCUCCCGGCUAAAGUCCUGUCUUACAACCGAGCCAACCGGGCGGUGGCCAUCCUCUGUAACCACCAGAGGGCUCCGCCCAAGACCUUUGAGAAGUCCAUGCAGAACCUCCAGACCAAGAUCGACGAGAAACAGAAUCAGCUGUCGGCGGCCAGGAAGCAGCUGAGGGGCGCCAAGGCCGAACACAAGGCCUCCCACGACGACAAGAGCAAAAAGACUGUGGAGGUGAAGCGUAAAGCCGUCCAGAGGAUAGAGGAGCAGCUGAUGAAGCUCCAGGUUCAGGCCACAGACCGAGAGGAGAACAAGCAGAUCGCUCUGGGCACCUCCAAGCUCAACUACCUGGAUCCCCGGAUCUCUGUGGCAUGGUGCAAGAAGUGGGUCGUUCCCAUCGAGAAGAUCUACAACAAAACCCAGAGGGAGAAGUUUGCGUGGGCCAUCGACAUGGCCGAGCGGGACUACGAGUUUUAAUCACGCUUUGACGCUUUUAUCUUUUUGGAAAAAACACGCCUUUUGAUUGUAGAGGUUUUUGUAGUUGAUGUCAAAUGAUUCCACUGUGUGUAUAUGUAUAUAUAUAUAUAUAUGCACACAUAUGGAUUAGUAGUGUGUAUGUAGCAGCUAUCUGCCUACGAACACGUUAGUAUUCUCUCUGGUCAGACACGACUGUACUGAAAUGUGUAAGCCAUCAGACUCUGCUGAGACGUUCUAUAUUCUCAUAGAAUAAUUAAUACAUGUUUUGUACAGAGGGCGGUUGGGGAGGAACAACGUGAGAUGGAAUCUGAUGAAUUUCAAUUUGUGGAAUUGUGUGAAAGGUCGGUACAAUAAAACGACCACCACCCCUACCCCCCACGACCCCCCCGGAGCACUAUGUUCAUAUAAUUGUUAGCACACAGAAUGCCGUCUUUUCUUUCCAUAUAGUUUGCUGUUUAUUUCAGGGAUGUACAUAUUUUUUGGUCAUUUUUAAGUCACUAUGAUUCAGCGUUUUAUAUAAAUGUGUGCCAUGUGCAUCGUCAACGAGAGGCUCUUCAUUGCUUAUAUGCAAACGUGUGUGCGUGUUCGAGUGUAUGUGUGCGUGUGUGUGUGUGUGUGUGUGUGUGUGUGUGUCCGUCCACAGUUUCACAAUCUUAACGAUCCUCUCGGUUACUUGGAAAACAGCUCGAGGACGACGUGGUGUUUUUGUGUACCGGAGCUGAGAGCCUGGUUCCUUCGGACAGAGAUGUUUUUUUUUCUAAGAGGGAAAUGAAUUCUUUAGCCAAAAACAAAACAAAAACAGAUGAUCACAGAGAUAGUGAUCGCUGUCGUGUCCCGUUUGUAUCGCUGUGAUUAAGCAGAAAGUGUGUGCUCCUUAAUUUUUCCGAAUGUGAAUGGAUAUUAUAACUUUUGUCAUUAAUAUUUGUGUGCUAUUUGAUCAUUUAUCACACGACUCCGCUUGUUGUUUUAUGAGCUUUGUAGUUUUCAGAAUAAAACAUUGACUUUUC
Molecule: messenger RNA, 3387 nt
Organism: Cyclopterus lumpus (lumpfish)
Lineage: Eukaryota; Metazoa; Chordata; Actinopteri; Perciformes; Cyclopteridae
Product: DNA topoisomerase 1-like
Exons: 21
Coding region: 104-2380 (758 amino acids)
Biological process (GO): DNA topological change; DNA replication; chromosome segregation
Cellular component (GO): chromosome; nucleolus
Molecular function (GO): DNA topoisomerase type I (single strand cut, ATP-independent) activity; DNA binding
Source: RefSeq, a predicted model, not a curated record